This is a messenger RNA of Paramuricea clavata, 2574 nucleotides long. The record is from the annotation of a GenBank genome assembly. Lineage: Eukaryota; Metazoa; Cnidaria; Anthozoa; Malacalcyonacea; Plexauridae.
AUGUCUGAUGAUUCUCAGGCGAAUGUAAGUAGAUUAUACGUCUAAACAGUGUUUAUUUGAUUGUUUUAAUCGUUAUUCAAGCCAUAUAUUUCGAGAUAGGAUAUGCCACAUGUUUGCCUACUUGAAGGUACGAGUCAAUGAACGUCUUCUAUUUCUGUUGCCUUGUAGAGCAAUGUUACUCCAGAUAUCCCGAUCCACCAGGCGGGCAUUGGAGACCAGGGGGAAAGUAUAAAUCGAUCGAGUGCAAAUCGAGAAAAUUGGGGCUAAAACUGUGGCAAAGACUAUGCCAAUUAUGCUCACCUCCUUUCUGGCAUCUACGGGUUUUCAACCAUAGCAAAUUGUCAACCAGGCUCCCCAACCAGAACGGGAGGGCACACCUGACUCAUCUCCACCUCCUUUGAGAAGUGAGAGAUUUUAUAGUAAAGAGUCAUCAACUACCAUUACUGAUGAUCUCAUUGAGCUUUCCAGGAAAGUAUUUUCGACUGCCCUUUCAAGAGAAAAGUGGCUCGAACUAGUCCAGUCAUAUCCCACCAUAAAGGAUACUGACUCCUUUUUGAUCGCCCCUAAAUUAGAGGCUGGCAUGAAGGAAGCUUUGCGUAAGCAUCAUGGCCAUUUGAAAACCAAAGAUGUUUUGGCCUUCGAUGGGAGUUUGGCUGAACAACAAGCCCCCUUUGUUAUGGUGGCCCGCCCUUUGUUAGCGGCCUUAAUGGUCUUGGAUGGUCCUGGCGACGAGGGAGAUGGCCCGGACCCUGACUCUAUCAAAAACUACCUUGAGGAUGCACUGGCUAUGCUGGGGAAUGCACAUGUCAGGCUAAACAAUUUGCGUCAGAGACGCUUUAGUGAAUUUCUCACCGACAUUGGAAAGCGUAUUCUAAAGGAAGGCAUUCCAACCGACAAACAUCUGUUCCCAGAUAAAUUCCAUGAGAAGAUCAAGGAUGAGCAUGACCACUCCACCACUACUAAUAAGGUGAUUAGUACUCCUACUUCUAAACCUGCUAUGUUUGGUCGUCCUGCCCACCAACCUAGGUAUCAGCCCUUUCGUGGCAGCAACACCAGUAGAGGUUUCCAUACCGACUCACGACAACCAGCCAAACGAGGAUGGUCGCGUUCUCGAUUUAGCCAUACCCAGGCUAAGUGUCUACGCCCCUCCAAUCGACCAAACCAGUCAUCUUCCCACGGUUCCGGUCAGUUAUGACUAUCCGUUUCCAGUCCUAAGACAUAUCCAUUGUGUAAAUACUCCUUCCGGCCGUUUAGUUCAUUUUUUAGACAAUUGGAAAACUAUUACUCAGGACAGUUGUAGGUUACAAAAUUCCUUUAACGUCCCCACCUCGCCUGUGGCGACCAAGAAUCACAACAACCAGGUCCAGCAUUCAACAGAAGCGCAUGGACACUGCUAUUCAGACACUUCUCAAGAGGACAGCAAUCAAGGCGGUUCAACCAGCCGAGAAUGAAUUCAUUUCCUCCCUAUUUCUAGUGGAGAAAGUCGAGUCCAAGGGAGAAUUUCGACCGAUUAUCAACCUGAAACCCUUGAACAGAUUUGUCGAAGAAUGGUCCUUUAAAAUGGAGGGUCUUCCAGUAGUUUGUUCUUUGAUACAACCGAACGAUUUCAUGAUGAAACUGGAUCUCAAGGACGAAUAUUAUUCAGUCCCAGUUCACCCAGAGUACCGCAGAUUCCUAUGCUUUGUGUUCAACGGGAAGACUUUCGAGUUCCAAUGCCUCCCAUUCGGGUUGAAAUCAGCCCCUCGAGCCUUCACCAGGCUAAUGACUCCAGUCAUAGCCCAUAUCCGGAGUUUGGGAAUACGAAUUGUCAUUUACCUGGACGACAUUCUCAUCUUACAUCAGGAUCCCAGUGUUCUGCAAUCUAUCUUCAGGAAAGUUGUGAGCCUUCUCGAGGGACUGGGAUUUCUCAUCAACCUGAACAAAUGUUCUCAGUUCCCAUCUCAGCAGCUUAUCUUCUUGGGAACAAUGCUCAAUACUGUCACAAUGUCCCUGUCCUUGCCGACAGAGAAGCUCGAUCUCAUCCAACAGGGAGCACUCCAGCUUCGUACCAAAGGCAAGAGUACACUGCAGGAGUUGGCAGCACUCCUGGGACUCAUGAGCCAUGCAGCUCAGAAUGGCAUUUGGUUGGCUCCUCUGCAUUACAGAGCACUUCAGAGGGUUCACUCAGCUGGGACCCUAAGAUAUGGUUGCAAGGGAUCGAAACAGUCUCUAGACCUGUCACAAGAGGCUAAGGAUGUGGAGUGGUGGCUGUCCCAGGAACCCCAGAACACCAAUACUCAUCACCUCCGGUCCCGACCAUUUGACUUGGUCAUCCACACCGACGCAUCCCUUUUGGGCUGGGGGGCAACAGCACACAACAUCUCCAUCGGGGGACGCUGGAGCCUAGAGGAGUCACAGCAACAUAUCAAUGUGCUGGAGCUCAAAGCAGCAUAUCUUGCAAUCCAGGCAUUCACAAGGAAUCGGAAAUCACCACCGGCUCAUAUCCACCUGCGCAUCGACAACACCACAGCGGUGGCAUAUAUCAACAAGAGGGGGGGGGCGGGGGCACACACUCACCGUCUCUGUCAGCGAUAG